AUGAAGGAAGAAAUGAGUUCCCUGAAAAGCAAUAGAGUCUGGAAUCAUGUUGAGUUGCCUAGUGGUGCCAAAGCCAUUGGCUGUAAAUGGGUCUUUAAGACUAAGGAAGACUCGUUAGGCAAUAUCGAGAGAUACAAGGUGAGACUUGUUGUUAUGGGAUUUACUCAAAAGGAGGGAAUUGAUUACACGGAGACUUUCUCUCCUAUAUCUAAGAAAGAUUCUCUAUGUAUUAUUUUGGCAUUAGUAGCCCAAUUUGAUCUUGAAUUACAACAAAUGGAUGAUAUGGGUGGGGCAUCUUAUGCCAUUGGCAUUAAGAUUCAUAGAGAUAGAUUAUGA
Olea europaea var. sylvestris is the source of this 336-nucleotide messenger RNA. RefSeq lists its product as uncharacterized. Bases 1 to 336 code for a protein of 111 amino acids. The record is from RefSeq and is a predicted model, not a curated record. The transcript has 2 exons. NCBI's taxonomy places the organism in Eukaryota, Viridiplantae, Streptophyta, Magnoliopsida, Lamiales, Oleaceae.